CUGCCCCCGCCGCGGGCGGCGCCGCGCGGGAAGCGGCAGCGCUUCGUGGACAAGAACGGGCGCUGCAACGUGCAGCACGGCAACCUGGGCGGCGAGACGAGCCGCUACCUGUCCGACCUCUUCACCACGCUCGUGGACCUCAAGUGGCGCUGGAACCUCUUCAUCUUCAUCCUCACCUACACCGUGGCCUGGCUCUUCAUGGCCUCCAUGUGGUGGGUCAUCGCCUACAUGCGCGGCGACCUCAACAAGGCGCACGACGACAGCUACACGCCCUGCGUGGCCAACGUCUACAACUUCCCCUCCGCCUUCCUCUUCUUCAUCGAGACCGAGGCCACCAUCGGCUAUGGGCACCGCUACAUCACCGAACGCUGCCCCGAGGGCAUCGUCCUCUUCCUCUUCCAGUCGCUUCUUGGCUCCGUUGUUGACGCCUUCCUCAUCGGCUGCAUGUUCAUCAAGAUGUCGCAGCCCAAGAAGCGCGCCGAGACGCUCAUGUUCAGCCGUGCCGCGGUGGUGUCCCAGCGCGAUGGCAAGCUCUGCCUCAUGUUCCGCGUGGGCAACCUCCGCAACAGCCACAUGGUGUCUGCCCAGAUCCGCUGCAAGCUCAUCAAGUCGCGACAGACGCCAGAGGGAGAAUUUCUGCCGCUAGAUCAGUGUGAAUUGGAUGUUGGAUUUGGAACUGGAGCUGACCAGUUGUUUUUAGUUUCCCCAUUAACCAUCUGUCAUGAAAUUGACUCAAGGAGCCCCUUUUUUUGCUUGUCAAAAAGAUCACUAAGAAGUGAGCAGUUUGAAAUAGUUGUCAUACUUGAAGGUAUUGUCGAGACUACAGGAAUGACCUGUCAAGCUAGGACAUCGUAUACAGAGGAUGAAGUUCUUUGGGGUCAUAGGUUCCUCCCAGUAAUUUCCCUGGAAGAUGGCUUUUUCCGUGUUGAUUACUCUCAAUUUCACGAUACAUUUGAAGUCCCCACUCCUCCUUAUAGCGUUAAAGAACAAGGAGAAAAUCUCUGUCUGUCACCUCUUCUGAAUAGUCCUAUCAGUGACAAAAAAAGCCCAACAGAACAGUUUUUCUCACUUGACGGCAUUGAUGUUGCAGGAGAAGAGAACAAGCUUCCCAGUAAACUUCUGAAAACUAGCUCAAGGAAGGAAGACCUUCCUACAAAGACCUUCAGGAUGAGUUCCAGCAAUGUAGAGAAGACUCACAGUGCUGGGGAUCUCUUGGAAAUUCCACAAGUCAGUCCCAUCUCCAACAGCGAGGCUCGUGAUGAGGUGAUGCAGCUGAAAGCCUUAAAAAUCAAUGCUGAGUCUUUGUCUACUGCACAUCUUGAGCUCCCAAAGAAGCCUCCAACUAUGUGCACUACAGAGAUGGAAUUGGGAGAUAAUUUGCCUGCCAAACUUUGAAAAAUGAACUAAGAUCACUUCUCUUAAGAGCAGAAGGAACAGGAGUUGGUGCCGAUAAACUGAAUUCAACGCUGCUGAUUUGAAGAGCUC
Tinamus guttatus (white-throated tinamou) is the source of this 1485-nucleotide messenger RNA. RefSeq names its product G protein-activated inward rectifier potassium channel 1. Gene Ontology annotation, biological process: regulation of monoatomic ion transmembrane transport; potassium ion import across plasma membrane. Lineage: Eukaryota; Metazoa; Chordata; Aves; Tinamiformes; Tinamidae. Gene Ontology annotation, molecular function: G-protein activated inward rectifier potassium channel activity. The record is from RefSeq and is a predicted model, not a curated record. Gene Ontology annotation, cellular component: plasma membrane.